Messenger RNA from Saccostrea cuccullata (small rock oyster), 5643 nucleotides. RefSeq names its product sterol regulatory element-binding protein cleavage-activating protein-like. Bases 229 to 4311 code for a protein of 1360 amino acids. Gene Ontology annotation, molecular function: sterol binding; protein binding. Lineage: Eukaryota; Metazoa; Mollusca; Bivalvia; Ostreida; Ostreidae. Gene Ontology annotation, cellular component: Golgi membrane; SREBP-SCAP complex; endoplasmic reticulum membrane. The record is from RefSeq and is a predicted model, not a curated record. Gene Ontology annotation, biological process: SREBP signaling pathway; regulation of cholesterol biosynthetic process. The transcript has 24 exons.
GUAAAUCCUGUUGUUCAUGUUUUUUUGUUGUGAACUCAGAACUGUGUAUUUUGCUCAAUAUUUUGCUAAAAACGUAAUAAAAGGUGUGAACUAUAUGUGCACACUUUUUGCGAGAUAACUUAAUGGAUUAAAGACAGUAUUGAGUUAAUCAGAAGCAAUCAAGUAACCACAGAAGAAAUGACGGGGGUCACUUAAUCAGCUCUGAAGUGUUUCUCUCCCCCGUGAGUCAUGAAGUCACUACAGGAAUACGUGACGCAGGUGUUUUAUACCCACGGCCUGUUCUGUGCCAGCCAUCCUUACUCCAUCCUGACUGUAGUCAUUUGUGUCAUGCUUAUGUCUUUUUAUCCCUUGGUACACAUGCCCCUGCCAGGAAAUGUGCCACUACAACACAGAGAGCCUCUGGCAGAUUACAAAGUCCCCUCAGAGAAAUCUCCUAAACCCACCACCCCCCAGACCGGAAAAGAUAGCCGUCCCAACGAACUCUUCAAACCCCCAUGGUAUCUAGGAGUUCCUGUUGGGUACAUCCAGCAAAUUGUAGUCAAGGCAACAGUGUCACCAUGGAAACAAGAAUAUAUGAUUCCAGAGGAUGCGUUUAGAACACCUUUACUCCGGGUAUUUGAAAUUUUGGAGGAACUGGAAAAAUUCAAGUUCAAGGAGGGAUCUACUGAAUACUCCGUGUCUGAUGUGUGUCUGCGUGUCGGGGAAGUCCUACCUAAAAUCAAGUUCAGAGAAUUACUCCCAAAAUAUUCCUGUCUGACACUUUCACCGGCCAAUUUCUGGUUCAGCAAGAAAGAGAAAUAUUUAGCAGAUGGGGAGAUUCUCAAAACCUUGUUCAAACGACAUGGUCAACCUUUGGAGACGCCCCCUUAUCUCAGAGACAUCUUGUUUGGAAUCCCUUGGAAGAAUUCUGGGAUAUCUCGUUACUUUAUCAGGAACCAACAGAGAACCAUCAGCUUUGCCAUCUCUGUUGCUUUAAAGAACUACAAUAAAAGUUUUCUAUUGGCUCUGAAGUCACGACUGGAGGACCUUUAUCCAGAAACUGCGCGGAAUGUCAACAACAGUCAGGUCAAUACGAUAGUCCACAUCCACUACCCGGACAGCAAAGUGUUCACGGAACACACCUACCUCAUCAUUACUUACGUAUUCCUACUGAUGUAUAUCUACUUCUCUGUCAGAAAGAUUGAGAUGGUGAAGUCUAAGUGGGGGCUGGCCCUGAGUGCCGUGGUUACCGUGGUAGCCUCACUUCUAAUGUCUGUCAGUUUCUGUUCCUUGUUUGGACUCACCCCGACACUGAAUGGAAGUGAAAUUUUUCCGUACCUGGUUGUAUUUGUGGGUUUGGAGAAUGUUCUUGUGAUUACAAAGUCUGUCGUGUCCACACCUGUUGAUCAGGAUGUUCGAUUUAGAAUUGCACAAGCGGUUGAGAUUCUUACCUUUGUACCAGCUAUACAGGAGUUUGCUUUGUUUGCCAUGGUGGGACUGCUGACGGAUUUUUUCUUACAGCAUGUUUUCUUUUUGACCACACUGUCCAUUGAUAUCAGAAGGAUGGAGCUGACAGAUCUUCACAAGAAAUUACGAACAUCUGUAUCAGACUUUCAGACCGGUCAUCCCCCAGGGUCAAAGGUCAUGGAGCCCCUGGUCCUGUGUCCGGCACGGGGCUUUAUAUCCGCCCCUAACCAGGGCACCACAGACAAAUCCUCCGUGAAGAAGCAUCGCAGGACUUCGUCUAAUGUUGCCCUCGGUCCACCGUCAUCACUGGCCGAUUCCAUCCAGACCUCAAGACGGUUACGCCUGAUUGAUUUCCUGGCAGAUACCAGAGUUAUCCAGAGAUUUAUCAUGUUCUGCACAGUGAUAUGGAUUGGAUUAAUUGUGUACAAAAGUGGAGUUCUGGAGCACCUCUCAAACCCUCACCAUUCCAACACAAAGAACAUAUCCCAGGAUUCCACUGGACAUGUGUCUCCUAAUGAGAAACUCUCCAGUGUUGGAGAUAAGGAAGGUCCGAGCACUACAGGGCAGACUGCCAGCUCCUGGUGGUUUCAGGGUGAAUUGGUGGAUCCAGAGGGAGUGGUGAGACAUAGGGAGGUGGAACUGUGGCAGCAGCUGUCUUACAAACACUGGCCCACUCUGUUUGGCUACUACAAUAUCAGUUUGUAUGGAAAAUUCAUAUCCAUUUUGCCCAGUCUUCAUCUUUCUAUUGUGGUGGACCCCAAUGAAGCAAUUUCCCUGAGACAUCCCAGUCAAAACGCAGGCAAAACCCCACAGCAGAUUAAGCAGGAAAUUGAGCAGAUCUCCCAAGAACAAUUGUCGGAAGCCAAGCGCGUGGAAUCUGAUGUACUCCCUGAUGACAGUAUAAAAGGGCUGCUAGAGUCACUACCAAACUACAUCUACGACUCUGAUCAGCUCAGGAAACUUUACGACCCUGAAGAACUCCGAAAACUGUACCCCAAAUCCCAGCUAGAGCUCAUCUCCACCAUUCUGUUGGUGUUGUUCAGUGCUAUCUGUCUGUCCUAUUUCGGGCUGGCAUUGUAUCACUGUAUCUGUCCCAAGAAUUAUGCCAGAUGGCGCUCUAGAUGGUUCAGAGGUCAACAGAGAAAGCGGGAAAAGGUCGGGGGGUAUUACAAACAAAUCAAGGAGUCUGUUCCCAAGGUCCUCAAAGGGCACCUGCAGGAGAUAGAGUGUGUGGUGACAGAUGGUCAGUACAUCAUCAGUGCCUGUCUGGGGGGUCAGCUGAGGGUCUGGGACUCCUUCACGGGGGACUGUGUCACUGUUAUCCACAGGAAAGGAACCACACCUCCAGUGAAGCGAAAACCUUGCCUGGGUCGGAACAUCAAUGACAGUGAUGCUGACUUGUAUGCUGAAUACCACGGUAAUGGUAGUCAUGGCAACAGCAGUGACCCAGAAGAAGUUGACCUUCAUAGAGUUCGGCCCAGACAGAAAACAGUCAGCCUUGUACCUUCUCCUCAUGGGAAGAAACUAUUCCAGAAUCAGCCCAAUCUCGCAGGGACGAUUCACACCAAUUUCAAUGUGGCUCCCCCAUCCCCUGUCAGCCACAGCUCCCCCACCUCUCUGGAUCCACCUUCAGUCUUCACCCCGGAGAGUUCUCCCUCAUUAGAUAAAUCAGUCAGUCAGUUGAGUGGGGUGGUGUCUGCUGGGUUUGACUUCCAGUCUCGUUUUCAGCCUCUCUAUGAUGAGCAUGCUCAGUUCCUGAGGGAAAAUCCAGUGGAAGAGGAGGUUUUCUCAGAGAUUAGAUCAAGAAGCUGGAGUGCUGGAGACCAUCCUUUGACAACAGAGCACGAUGCUGCCUUGUUUGACUCUGGUUUUGAGGGGAACCAAGCACCUGCUAUCUGGUGUCUCGCUUGUUUUGAAGGUCUGAUAGUGGCAGGCUGUGGGAAUGGCAGAAUUGAGUUCUGGGAAAGUACAAGCGGCAGCUUAAAGUGCAUGUACGGUGAUAACAAGACUGGAGUUACUGCCCUUUGUAUAGUUAAUAAAAGGGUGGUUGCGGCCAGACUUGAUGGUUCUUUAGAUUUCUUAGAAAUUGAAACAUUCCAUAAUCCUAUCUUACCAUUAACCAAUCCGUCCUCUUCUCCACAUGUCAAAGGCCACAUGAGGUAUCAUAGUCAACAUAAAGUAGUAUUAAUGGACUCCUUGAAGACGUGGGAGGAGAUUUUACAUGUGACCUUAGUGAACAGUGUCAAAGGUCACCAACAGCCAAUCGUCAGCCUCAAAUGUGAAGGAGGGCGAGUCAUAUCUGCCAGUCAAGACCACUCCCUCAAAGUGUUCCGUUUAGAGGAUAGCAGGUGUUUGUACACUUUGUAUGGCCAUACAACAAAAAUAACAGUGCUAUAUGCUGACAAGACACCACCAUUUAAUGUGGCGAGUGGGGAUGCUGAGGGAACCACCAGACUCUGGGACCUUCACACAGGCACCUGUCUUCACAAGGUCAAAGUUCACGAGGCGGCAGUUGUGGCCUUGACCUGUACCCCUAAGUAUGUGGUCAGUUCUGGACUGGAUGACCGCCUGUGUAUCUGGGACAGGAAGAGGGGGACUCUCAUUCAUGAACUGGACAUGGAUCCUUGUGGAAACAACUGCAUGGCUUUAUUGACCUCUCACUUGUUAGUGACUGGAGGUCAAGGUCACAUCCAGUUGAUUGACCUUGACAAAGGUGACAUCCUACGGACUGUGAGUGUGGGAUCCUUUGACAAGUCGGCCUUUGUGAAUCAGAUCCACGUCGUACAGAACACAGUGAUAGUCUGUGACUACGCCAGUGAGAUGAAAGUGGUUCAGUUCCCCACAGUGUUGGAGAAAAUGGACUGAAGUUCCAGCAAAAUUAUCCAUGUUGUUGUUAUUCCCGAUUCCAAUCUUGUAGAAAGAAAAACAAGUUUGUUGUCAAGGUUAUUUAUUUUCCGACUGUUUAAGGAGAAGAGAAAUUUUGCAGGAGAGCAAAGUUAAGGAAGGUUUGUUGGUUUCUCCACUGACUCGUUUGUCAAAAAAUAAAAUUCCCCUGUCUGUGACAGCUUGGAAUGAUUCUGUGAUCUCAUGUGGUGUGCCAACCUUGUGAAAUCUACUUGAUUAUGUAUAAAUUAUCAAACUUGUUCUUAUCACUCUAUUCCAAUAUCGUAUCUCACAUUAUGGAAGCCAUGUUUUAAGUGCAAUGAACCUAAACCAGUCAGAAGUAAGAGAAUUAAUCAUGACAUACUAUUUUGACAUGUCUAUCAUAGUUCAUUGUUAUCUCAAUAAUUCAGAAUUUACUAUUUCAUCUUGUUCAUUAUAGACCCAAGUCAUACAUGUAUUUCUUAACAAGUGUAUUUAAAGUAAAAUUAAAAAAUGGCAGCCAUCUUAAUUAAGGGUCAUGAAUAUGCAUGCAUUUACAAGAUUAUAUCAUGUCUUUAAAAAAAAUGAGCUUUAUUCUCUGAGACGUAUUGCACCCUUGGCACUUUAUUAACAUUUUCAUGUACCAUGGAUAAUACAUUUAGCUGUGUAAAGGCUUUCCAACACAAAUGUGUUCAAUUUUCAAUAGGGAAAAUUUAGAGACAACUUUUGCAUCUAAGAACUAGACUAAUGCCCUGUACAGCUUCUCUUUGCUUUAUACUAGAAAUAAGCAGGUGCUAGCAAUUAGCCAAAGGUGACUGAAUUUGCUCAAGCUUCUUUUUUUAGAGCAGCUUUUUAAAGAUAAGUGCUAUAUUGUAGUUGUUUAAUAGUAAAUUGAUUUUUAAAGCCCCAAUAUGAACAUUUGUAUAUAAACACUGUAAAAUAAGUCUGAAAAAAAAUUGUCAAUGUUAGCUGUGACUGUAUUUUAAAUAAUCUCAGACUUUAAGACUUGGUCAUUGAUUAUACUUACAUUUAUGUGUAAAAUAAUUUCUACAUCAACUGAAAAAAAUAACCAUAAGAUUAAUGCAGUCGGUUGUCUUAAGCAUUAAAAAUGUAUUAACUAGUUCUUUUAAUAUAUCAUCAAAAGCAGAAGAGAGACUGUAUGGGUAUUUGGUGUGUUUAUUUAUUUGAAGAAUUUUUUGCUAUGUAACAGCAUUAUAUGUACAGGACUAUAUCUACUUAACAAAGAUUCCUUGUCUUAUGUCUUUCACAGUAUCCCUCCAUCAAUUAAUUUAUUUCUUUACUUCUGUAUUUAAGGUUCAUACUGAUGUUAAAAAA